This is a messenger RNA of Oryctolagus cuniculus (rabbit), 4089 nucleotides long. The record is from RefSeq and is a predicted model, not a curated record. NCBI's taxonomy places the organism in Eukaryota, Metazoa, Chordata, Mammalia, Lagomorpha, Leporidae.
CACAGUUGGUUUCUGCUCUACAAAAGUUUAUAAUAAAAUUUUACAUGGAAAAACUAGAAUAUUUGAUUUGCUGAACAAAUAAAUAGUGAGCUCCUAUUACUUCCAGGCAUUCUAACUGGGGGUUGAGGAGACAGUGAAUAAUUUUCUUCUAUGAUGUAAGUGCUCUAAAUCAAGGUGUAGUGUACAGGAAAUAGUGACAGGGAGGGGGAGCACUAGCUCAGGAGGUGAAGGGCAUUGACAAUUAAAUUCUCACCACUUAAGAAGCACACAUGCAAACAAAGAAAUUGAAAGGCAGUGGGGUUAAGUGGCAGGAAGCAACUGAAAGAGCUGAGGAAAGAUGUCUGAGUGCAUGUUUUCUUUAGGCUUGAUGGUUAACUAGUGGGCAGGACUAUACUUUUUUGAUUAAUAUUUUAAAAGGUUUUAUGCAUACUUAAGUAUUGACAUGACUGAUCUUUAAGCAAUAUAAAGUUUUUUAAAAAAACAAAAACAAAAACCAACCAGGGGCCAGAGCUAUGGCAUAGUAGUCUAAGCCUCCGCCUGUGGCGCCAGCAUCCCGUGUGUGCACUGGUUGAUGUUUAGCUGCUCUUCUUCUUAUGCAGCUCUCUGCUUGUGGCCUAGGAAAGCAGUGGAAGAUGGCCCAAGUGCUUGGGCCCUGCACCCACGUGGGAGACCCCGGAGGAAGCUCCUGGCUCCUGGCUUCAGAUCAGCCCAGCUCUAGCCUUUGCAGCCAUUUAGGGAGUUAACCAGUGGAUAGAAGACCUUUCUCUCUGUCUUUCCCUCUCUAACUCUGCCUCUCAAAUAAUUAAAUAAAAUCUUUUAAAAAGAUCCCAAAUUUGUUAUUCCAGUAAGAAACUAAAAUCAUUUUAUACAAUUAAAACCAAAGUUAUAUUCUGCCCUUAGAUAUAUGCGCCAUAGUACUACUCCCUACUUGUGGAGAUCCAGUCAUCCCCAUAUCUUUUGGGUGUGAUUUUCAAAUAAUACUCAAAGAAACCCUGCGGGGAAAGGCAGAAAAAAAAAUCAACAGAAAGGCCUAGAGUAUACAACCAACUACUCAUUCUUAAUAGGAGUGGCUCUACUUUUAUCUUUCCUUCUACCUUCCAAAUAAGAUUACAUUUUGAAGUGAUUUGAAACCUAUGUUGUACCUCCUUCUGACUCUGAGACCUGCCAUAUACACAUGGAAAUGGCAGACCACUUUUAGGAGAAUAUCACUGGAUACUUACAAAAAACAUUUAUUUAUUUAUUUGAAAGUCAGAAUUACAGAGAAAGAGAUAUAGAAAGAGAAAUCUUCCAUCUGCUGGUUCAUUCCCCAGUUGGCUGCAAUGGCCAGGGCUGGACCAGGCUGCAGCUAGGAGCUUCUUCCAGGUCUCCCACAUGGGUAGCAGGGGCCCAAACACUUGGGCCAUCUUCUGCUGCUUUUCCCAGGCCAUUGGCAGGGAGUGAGAUCAGAAGUGGAGCAGCCAGGACAGGAACUGGUGACCAGGUAGUGGCUUUACCUGCUUUGCCACAAUACCAGCCCCCACUGGAUACUUUUUAAGACAGUUUUUCUUUCUUUUAAAAAAGUUUUAUUUAUUUUUUAAUAAGUUAAAAUGCAGAUUAACAGGAAAGAAAGAGAUUCAUCUGCUCGUUCACUCCUCCACUGCCCAUAACAGCUGGAACUGAGCCAGACUGAAGCCGUGAACCAAGAAUUCUAUACAGAUUUCAGGAGUGGGUGGAAGAGACCCAACUACUUGAGCCAUCACCUGCUGGCUCGCAAGGUGUACAUUAAUAGGAAGCUGCAUAGGAAGUGGAGGCAAGGCUCAAACCCAGGCACUCCAGUAUUGGAUGCUGGUUUCCCAAGUGGUGGCUUCACAGCUGCAGCUCUGGAGAGCUCUCAUCUGUGAAUCUGUUCCCCAAAUCCCCACAGCAACUCUCUGUCUCUCCCUUCUUCUCUGUUACUAUGCCUUUCAAAUAAAUCCAUAAAUAACUGAAUCCUAAACAAAUAUUGUGUUCUAGAUAAGGUAUAAUUGGAGGAAUCCACCAUUCUCAAAAUGAAGUUUCAUCUCCUUGAAGAUUCUUGAAAUGUCUUCCUCAAGGAAAAAUGGCUAACAUGGAUUUAUUUUCUAGUAUGCUGGUUAUGUGACCUUGGACAAGUCUGUUUCUUCAUUUAUAAGCAGAAGUCUUCAGAUGGAUUUUAAAAUUGAACACAUGUGGGAUGGUUUUCCAGUGAGGCACGAGCCAGUUUUUGUCAGACUGAAUCCAGGCGAGGGAGGAGUAAUGAUGAAAGUUAGUGCUCCAUUUUUCAAUGAUCCUCCGGCCCCUCCAGGAGAACCGGGGAAGGCUUUCAAUGAACUGUGGAAUUAUGAAGUUGUGGAAGCAUUUUUCUUGAAUGAUGUAAGUCAGCAGUAUCUAGAAGUUGAACUUUGUCCCCAUGGGCAGCAUUUGGUGCUUUUACUCUCUGGAAGAAGAAAUGUGUGGAAACAAGAACUUGCUUUAUCCUUCAAAGUGUCCAGAGGUGAGACAAAAUGGGAAGGCGAAGCUUAUCUUCCUUGGAAUUAUUUCCCACCAAGUGUGACAAAAUUCAAUUUAUAUGCAAUUCAUGGAUCAAAAGAGAAGAGAAGUUAUGAAGCUCUUUACCCUGUCCCUCAGCAUGAACUACAAGAAGGACAGAAGCCUGAUUUCCAUCGUCUAGAAUACUUUAAGCCUUUAAAUUUUAACACACUACUUGGAGAAGAAUGGAAACAACCAGAAUCAGAUCUAUGGCUGAAGGAGAAACCUGACAUAUAAGGAGUAAACUAUCAUAGAAAUCAUUUUUCCUCUAUACAUUUGAAGGUAAACCACUGAAAAGAAUCAGUCUUUUUAAGACACAAUGAACACAGUUCAACAUGAUAUUUUCAUAGAGGUUACUGACAAUAUCCUCCCUCUGUUAUUGACAAGAGAAUAAUGAUUUCAUCCAUAUGGCUCAAAUAUUUUUAAGAGUCACUUAGCCUAGGAACCAUGGUGUCAAUAGGUUUUACCUUCUGCUUGUAUUUCUGUCACCCAGUAGCUCUCAUUCUGUUAACUAAAGUCAUUAUUUUUCUCCUCACUUCCCUAAACCUCUGCAACAUCUUAUUUGUACAUUUUUGAACUCCAUGUCUAUAUAGUAAUUUUAAAACUAGAAAUCUUUCCAUUCUAGAAAUUAGUAGAAAAUAUCGACCUAUUGAAGCUGCCCAGGAAAUCAAUGUAUGCUUAGACAUCUUAGACAUCAUUAAGAUACAUGAAUUAUUUCAAUAGCUUUGUCUCCCUGUGUAGUGACUAUUUUUACUCUGUACAAAGAAAUGGAAUGAAGUAGUCUUGAAUUCAAGCAGUGCUCUGCUUUUAUGUGCAAAUCAGUGUCAUUUUCUUAAUGCUGUUACACAGGAUUAAAAUGUCUUCAUUUUACUUUGUAAGCAUCAGAUAGUCCUGGUCUAGAGUUUUCAGUUUUUGUGUUGUAGCAUUUCAGUAGAUAGUCUGUGAACUUCUUUACCAAAUGUGUUUCUCCAGGAUUCUUAACUCAGAGCUUAGGAGUCUUGCAGAAGAUGAAGAUUUACUAGCUGUAGAAGUGCAUUGUGGUCUACCUUACAGUAUACUUUUUCUACUUCUUUAUCAACGUAAGUUGAAAUUUUGGGAGGAUUUAUUCAGAUCUCCAUUUUCUGACUUCCUUUGCAGAUAGAGUGACUAUAAAAUGGUUCAGUCCUAUAAGCUCUAUGUACAGAAUUGUAUCACAUAACAGAGUUUCAGUCAAAAAUAGAUUACAUGUAUCUUGAUGGUCCUAUAAUAUUAUCAUGGAGCUGUAAAAUUCUAUUGUCUAGUGAUAUUGUGAUAUUGUAGCUGUCAUAAUGCUAUGUACAAUGCAUUACAUGUCUGUGAUGACGCUGGCGUAAAUAAGCCUUCUACACUGCCUGUCAAAUAAAAGUAUAGCACAUACUUAGUACAUAAUACUUGAUGAUAGUAAACAAGAAUUUUAUUGGUUUAUUUACCUACUCUACUAUGCUUUUUAUCAUUCUUUUAGUGUAAACUUCCUACUUAUUAACAGUAUUUACUAUAGCACUAUGCUGUGUUCCACCAACAGUGGUCUCAUACUUUUCAUGCUCA